This is a messenger RNA of Lytechinus pictus (painted urchin), 3179 nucleotides long. RefSeq names its product protein toll-like. Lineage: Eukaryota; Metazoa; Echinodermata; Echinoidea; Temnopleuroida; Toxopneustidae. The transcript has a single exon. The coding region runs from base 64 to 2754 and encodes 896 amino acids. Gene Ontology annotation, cellular component: plasma membrane. Gene Ontology annotation, biological process: inflammatory response; immune response; toll-like receptor signaling pathway. The record is from RefSeq and is a predicted model, not a curated record. Gene Ontology annotation, molecular function: protein binding; transmembrane signaling receptor activity.
UUAUAUUUCAGUUUAGUUGAAUAUCAUAAGCAGAAUCCCAUCCUGCUGUCGAAAACAUUUGUCAUGAUGAGAGUCUACGUGGAAAUAAAGUUCUUAUCGAUGCUGUUCAAUAUGUUGCUAUGCUUGUGUGAAGCACUCGUGAACUCAACGGUAUUCACUCCAUACGUUAUCGACUGUCCAAUUGUACCUCUACCGGAAGGGAAUUCAUUUUGCCAGUGUGACCCUCCAAACAUCACAGUUACAUCUGCCGACUUGCUUCCAGAAUUCGAUUACGUCAGUUGCAAACUGACACAGGAUUUGAUCAGCGAAACAAAUCCAAACGCAUUCUGUUUUCCACGAUCCAGGAAGGUAUACGUUGACUGCUCCUGGAACAACUCUCUCAGUUAUCACGACCUCUUAAAGAGUGUGGAAAAGGAAAGUGGCGACAUUGCGGAGGAAGUUCAAGCCGUUGGCGAUAUCAAUUGUUUUGCACCAUUUGCCCUGACGGCAGACACAUAUGAACAUUUACCGGGUCUGCAGAAAUUAAACUUCUUUUUCGAGGAUGUAACGAUCAGGCCUUAUGCCUUUUCUCCAAUCACGAACCUUGAGGUACUUUCACUGAUUCAUCUUGAUUUGAAGUCACUUCACCCGGAAGUGUUUAGAGGUUUGACACAUCUUCGGCAACUAAGUCUCUGGGACAAUAACCUUAGAGAACUCCCUGAUGGGAUCUUUAAUGACCUUCAGGACUUGCAGGAUCUGUCCCUCAUGAGCAAUAACAUUGUGCACAUUUCUCGUAACCUGCUGAGACCCCUUGAAUUUUUAAACAGGUUGUUUCUGAAUAACAACAACAUUUCCUCAAUACACCCCGAUGCGUUUAGGCCUUUAAGGUCUCUUGAAGAAGUUGAUCUGUCGUUUAACAAUCUGGAUGGAGAGUUGCGACUAAGCUUCCUUUCGACUAGGAAGCUUUCCCUUUCACACAAUUCACUGACUAAAUUUUCAGAGGAUACUAUUGUAGGUGGCCGGGGACACACUGUCUCAUUAGACUUGUCAUAUAACUUUAUAACGUCCAUUACCGAAAAGGUGUUUCAUACGGAUUAUUUACUUUCACCGCUUUUGUCAGUGAACCUUAAUAACAACCGUCUCGAAUCAUUGCCAAAGAAUAUCUUACGAUGGGGAAGGAGGUUAACAGUAGUCGACUUAAGUUACAACUCUUUAGAGACUCUCCCCAACGGAUUAUUUGAUAUUCGGUCGAACCCUCUUGGCAAGCUGAGACUGGCUGGAAAUCAGUUGGUGGUGAAACUAAGUGGUAACCCUUUCUCCUGCGACUGCCGUCUAUCUUGGUUUCGUCUAUACGACGGUCAGGAUGUAUGGAUAAGUGAUCAUGAUGACAUCGAGUGCUUUUCUCCACCGAAACUGCAAGGAUUAUCUUUAUUUUCAGUAAAUCCAAAUCAGUUCGAGUGCCCUUUGCCGGAUUCGGCGUGUCCAAAACCAUGUAAAUGUUACGAAACUGUGAGUAUUCAAGGAAUCGAUCGUACACCACACAAAAUGAUUUUUGUCGAAUGCAAAUAUGCAAAUUUUUCUCAUAUACCCCUUGGUAUACCAAUUAAUACCUCAUCAUUAGAGUUUACAGGAAAUAAGUUGAAAACUCUUCGUGAAACAAUGCUGAAUACUCGUUUGUCAAUGUUAAAAAACUUGACGUUUUCGAUGUGUAACAUUGAGAAAAUAGAAAGUGGGGCAUUUAGGACAUUGAACUCAGUAUUGUCAUUAAAACUUGAUGGAAACAAUUUCAAUGUCACAAAAGGGAUAUUCCAAGGAUUGACACAGCUUAAUACAUUAUAUUUAAACAAUAGUUCCAUCAGAACAAUCGCUGAAGGGGUCUUUCUGGAUACGCCAAGUUUAACCCAGGUUUACCUUCACGGGAAUCUCCUAACCGUUCUUCCUGCCUCACAUUCUCUCCCCAAAAGCCUCGAAAUAAUGAGCCUCCAGCAUAACCCACUUGUUUGUAGCUGUAACUUGAUUCCAUAUCAGGGGUUGACCAGGUACACUCCCGGUGUUGUCGGUAACGCUACAUGUAAGCAGAAGGGUAACGCAUUCGUGAUAUUAGGACAGGUCAACCCAUCUUACUGUACGAAGGGCGGGAUAAAUCCAAUCCACACCGUGCUCAUAUCACUUGGAGCUAUAACCGGUGUCAUCUCAGUGGUGUUCAUUUGCUUUGUAAUCUACAAAAAGAACGAAACACUGAUCAAGCUCAUGUUAUUAGAAUACUUUCCUGAAGACCUGUCGGAGGAGGAUGCAAAUAAACCCUUUGAUGUAUUCAUAUCUUACAGCCAACUUGACGAUGAAUUUGUGCUUCGUUACCUGGUGCCUCUAUUGGAGAACGAAGAAGAGGCUUCCUAUUCGAUAUGCCUCCACCAUCGUCAUUUCAUCCCAGGAGACACAAUCGCAAACAAUAUUGUCAGCGCCGUGGCGCAAAGUCGUCGUGUCAUCUUGGUAUUGUCCAAAAACUUCCUUGAGAGUGACUGGUGCAUGUAUGAGUUCCGCAUGGCUCAUCUUCAAGCGUUGCAGGAUCGUCGUAACACGUUGCUCAUCAUCACUCUUGGAGAUAUCUGCGAAGACAGCCUCGAUCCGGACCUGAAGGCACACGUAAAAACUACAACCUAUCUUGAGUCAUCUGAUUCAAAAUUCAAAUACAAACUCUUCUUAGCUCUUAAACGAGGACGUUUAAGACGAAGAACAUCACAUGAUAUGAAACUAGUUGAUCUACAUGCUAAGUGACUUCGUCUCUUUCACGGAUCUAUAUUAUAAACAACAUUGGUGAUACUUAAUGCAGCGUUUAAGAGGUGUUGGUAUGUAAGAAUUUAAUAUUUACUUUGUAUCUAAAUGCAUUCAUGCUGUAUGAGACUGUUAUCUAAAUCCGUCCAUGGUUACAGGUCAUGUAUGCAAACAUUUUGUCUCUGGUUUUUUGUCUGAAGAGUAGGUUAUUCUGAAAGUCAGUUCACGACAGGUCGUUUCUUGUUCAAUUUUCUGAGGUUUCAUUCAGUUCGUCAUGAAAUAAAAUAAGGCUCAAUGAUACCCCGGUCAAAUGCUUGAUCUUUAAAAACAAAAUACGUUUUCCAUAUAUAGAAUAAGACUUUGUCCGAAAGAGGCCAUAAAUAAAGGUAAAACAUUGGUAAAAGAGUACCUUAUGGCCGUGCGUAUUG